This is a messenger RNA of Coffea eugenioides, 1530 nucleotides long. Its product is annotated as exocyst complex component EXO70A1-like. The record is from RefSeq and is a predicted model, not a curated record. The transcript has a single exon. Gene Ontology annotation, molecular function: phosphatidylinositol-4,5-bisphosphate binding. NCBI's taxonomy places the organism in Eukaryota, Viridiplantae, Streptophyta, Magnoliopsida, Gentianales, Rubiaceae. Gene Ontology annotation, biological process: exocytosis. Gene Ontology annotation, cellular component: exocyst. Bases 1 to 1530 code for a protein of 509 amino acids.
AUGGCCAUUAAUACGCCGGAGCCAAGAACCAGCACCGAGACGAGUUCGUUUACUUUAGGUACGUCAGGGAUAUUGGAGGAGAAUUUUGAGUCACGAAGUAAUGAUUUCCAGCCACAGGCCGAAACCGAUCUCUUGGCAGCACUACUGGCUGGGGAAUCAAUGAGUGACCUUAGUCUGAAUGCGACAGAGCUUCAUGAUGUCAGGUCUAAAGCAGAGAAGAUGGACUCAGAAGGGUGUCUCGGACAGUUCGUGGCUGAAUACGUGAGUGAAAGGAAGUGUUUCAUCAAAUUACGCUUUCAAAACCUCUGGGAUCAGAACUUACAAAUGGGAACUGCUUAUACCCAGAAGUUGGAGUGGGAAGUUCUGGAGGUAAAGAUCAUGCGCUGGAUUCGAGGAGCACGUUGUAGCCUUAGGGAUAUCCUUGCAUGUGAGAAGCGACUCUCAAUGUAUGUUUUUCAAGGUCUAGGAAACGCCAGUACCGCACGCUCGUGUUUCAUUGAGAUAGUUAAAGACCCCGUAGCUCGGUUACUUGACUUCCCGGAAGCUCUAUGCUCCUGUCGUCGAUCACCGGAAAGGUUGCGAAAGAUGUUACUCUUACAUACGAGUUUCUCUCAUCUCAUCUCGGAUGUUAAGGCUUCCUUUGGAGCCUCGGAAGAAGAGAUUAGGAGCAUUCAAGCACGCGCUGACGUUAUACUUUCCAGGCUGGGUGAAGUGGUUAGACUCACUCUCGUAGAUUUUGAGGCUGCGAUUCUCGGCGAUCUCGACGAGUGUCCGGCUCCAGAUGGGGCAAUUCACAGGUUGACAAAGUACGUGAUGGAUUAUAUCAUCGGCCUUACAGAUUUUCAGGAAUCUCUAAUGGAACUAAUACUCUCAAAGCCUUCAGUCAGUUCAGGGGAUGGACUGAGUUCCAAAUUGGAGGUUGCAGAACUGGAAAGGCAAACACCUUUGGCAGCGCAUUUGUUGUGGACCAUUAUCGUCCUGCUGAAUAACUUGGAGCGCAAGUCCAAAUCCUAUCGAGAUCCCUCGCUGUCCAAUUUGUUUGUGAUGAAUAAUAUUCACUACAUUGUCCAAGGAAUUAGGAAGUCCAGAGUUCUGAGACAGAUGGCAGGGUGUUAUCUAAACAAGCUGACAGAAAUUGUGCGGGAGGCAAUGUAUGGGUACCUAAAAGCUAGUUGGGAUCAGGUCAUGUAUUGUUUAAGAAGCCAGGGAUUGCGUGUUGUGAGCUGGGGUUGCAUUUCCUGGGUGUCAAAAAAUGUUCCGAAAGACAGACUCAAGAAAUUCAAUAAGCUGUUUGCAGAAAUCCAUUUCGCCCAAACAAUGUGGACUGUACCAGACCUUGGCCUACGGGAGGGGCUUCAACGGUCCAUACGGAAUAGACUAAUCCCGACCUAUGAGAGCUAUCUCAGAAACUUCGGGAGCCACAUUAUGAGCGGAGAGGGUUCUUCAGAGAGGUGUAUCCUUUACUCUGUUGAGGAACUGGAGGACAGGGUCUUGGAGUUGUUCACCUGCCCUCUUCUUCCUCUGGAGUAA